Molecule: messenger RNA, 1299 nt
Organism: Echinococcus granulosus
Lineage: Eukaryota; Metazoa; Platyhelminthes; Cestoda; Cyclophyllidea; Taeniidae
Product: Transforming growth factor-beta receptor-associated protein
Exons: 8
Coding region: 1-1299 (432 amino acids)
Biological process (GO): endosomal vesicle fusion; vesicle-mediated transport; autophagy
Cellular component (GO): cytoplasm; membrane
Source: RefSeq, a predicted model, not a curated record
AUGACCAGUCCGAUGAGACAGUACUGUCCCGGAAUAAAGCAUUUAGCAUAUGUGCUCUUUGCUCUUUUGGAAACAUGCUUUUUUGGGAACUCGCGAAGGGAAACUGCCAUCAUUCUACUGCAAGCCUCUCAGUAUACUGAACUUGUUGCUGCCUUGUCGGGAAGAAAGUUACGAUUCUUUGAUGCCGAGAAGUUGGAAUGUUCAAAUUUGCGAGUUAUAAAAUCACGUUGGGAUUUGGUGAAUACUAUUAAUCUCCCUUCUUCGGUGCUUGCUGUGAGAUGCUUGGAUAGCUAUGCGAUUGUUGCGACGAGUAAUAAGUAUUUUGGCGUCAAUCUUAAAACGAAAACAUGUGAUGAGAUAUUUGAUUGCAGUGGCAGUCGUGUUCAGCCCCUUAUAGAGCCUGUGUCCAAGGAUGAAUUUUUGCUCUCAGGUCCGGGUUCACUAGGAGUUUUCGUCGAUACUAAUGGGCAGUCUAGGCGUCCACCGCUGACGCUAUCUACUAAUCUGUUUGCCUUGUUUCAUCGCAAGCAACUAGUCUUCGCAGUUGACGAUGAAUUCGUCUCUAUACACUGGUAUCAUUUUCUAGUUUUUAACACAAAGAACGUUUGUGCCGCGUGCAUGUCUUUAAGUCGGAACAUGGUUUUCGUGGUGUCGCAGGAUACAACCAGCGGUGCGCGCAUGCGUGUUAUUCGACCAGAAACUUGGGAUCUUGAGGCAAAGAGACUUAUUCUGGCUGGCUGCCUUUCCGAUGCCUCUGAUCUUAUUCACAAGGAAUAUGCAAAAUUAGCUGAAUUGUGCAGUCAUCGUCCUGCUACCAGCAGCGGAGCAAAGAAUAUAUUCACUGCAGUAUGUCAUGAUUCUUCGGUUAUUUUUUCCUUAUUCCAGCGAUCUAAACGAGUUUACACAUUAAUGGGUCUCUACCUAUUCACAACAGGCCAAUUAACUCAAUCAAGAAAAUUUUUUGAAAAAUCCUCGCUAGAUAUUCGGGAGCUGUUGUGUCGUUAUGUGGACUUGCUUCCCCGUGACUAUGCUUAUAUUGCUGAUCCAAAUUUGAAUAUAACUGCGGCUGCCAAAGCAAGCUCGAGCACAUGGGCCGGUGAACCACUAUCCAAUAUCUUCGAUCUAAGCGAGAACCUUGGUAUUUCCGUCAACGAAUUCCGGAAAUUCCUCUUAGAUUUCUUACUUGAAAACCGUCGUGGAAGAAUAUUUUCCAAACACGCCCAGCCCUCACCAAUACUGGUGACCGCUGUUCUUCCUGAAACAAAGUCCUUGCAUAUAAUCGCCUUGAUGAUUCUGUGA